CGUGAAGACUCGAUAGUUGCUGGAAAAGCCUUAGAAAUUUCUUGAUAUUAAAAUUCCUUAGCCACUUCUGGUGACUUCUUUGUCACAGGGAGACUGUGAACUACAGGGAACUGUAGGGAACUAAAGAAAAUACGUGUUUGCAAGAUACCUGGAAAAGGAGUGAGGUCCCCCAAAAGCAGCCUCAGCAGAAGUGUCCCGGAGUGUGCAGCACAGACGGGGAGCAUGUGAUCAGACACUCGGUGCUAACGAACUUGUGAAUGGAGCUCCUGGAAGAAAACACACGGCACUGCACAGCUAACCCAGUGUUUUUCUGAGAACAAGACCUAAGUGCUGAUACCCAUGGAUGCUGCAGAAUUCCGCAAGAGAGGGAAGGAGAUGGUGGACUAUGUUGCGGAUUACCUGGAGAAGAUAGAAAAACGACAGGUCUUCCCAGAUGUGGAACCAGGAUACCUAAGGCCCCUCAUCACAGACUGUGCACCCCAGGAUCCUGAGAGCUUUGAGGAUGUCUUUAAAGACAUUGAGAAGAUCAUUAUGCCAGGGGUGACUCACUGGCACAGUCCGUACUUUUUUGCCUACUUCCCUGCAGCCUCUUCCUUCCCGGCUCUCCUUGCAGAUAUGUUGUGUGGUGGAAUAGGAUGUGUGGGCUUCUCUUGGGCUUCAAGUCCAGCUUGCACUGAGCUGGAGACUGUCAUGCUGGAUUGGCUAGGGAAGAUGGUUAAUUUGCCUGAAGAGUUUUUAGCUGGGAAGGAUGGCCAAGGCGGAGGAGUCAUUCAGGGGAGUGCAAGCGAGGCCACCCUGAUUGCACUGCUUGCUGCAAGAACAAAGACUAUCAGACGGGUGCAGUCAGAACAGCCUGAGCUAACAGAAGCAGAGAUCAUGGGCAGGCUGGUGGCUUAUGCUUCUGAUCAGGCUCAUUCAUCUGUGGAAAGGGCUGCACUGAUUGGCGCCGUGAAGAUUAAAAAUGUUCCUUCAGAUGACACAUUUAGUGUUUGUGGUUCAGCCCUGAAGAAAGUUCUGGAUGAAGACAAAGCUGCUGGUCUUAUACCAUUCUUUUUCUGUGCAACACUUGGAACCACCCCUUGCUGCUCCUUUGACAAAUUGUUAGAACUGGGUCCUAUUUGUAAUAAGGAAAAUAUAUGGAUGCAUAUUGAUGCAGCCUAUGCGGGGAGUGCUUUCAUCUGCCCUGAAUUCAGGCAUCUUUUAAAUGGAGUGGAGUUUGCAGACUCAUUUAACUUCAAUCCUCACAAAUGGCUCCUAGUGAAUUUUGACUGCUCUGCUAUGUGGGUGAAAAAAAGAUCAGAUUUAAUAGGUGCCUUUAAAUUAGAACCUCUUUACCUGCAGCAUCACCAUCAGGAGUCUGGUCUUGUAACAGAUUAUCGGCACUGGCAAAUCCCCCUGGGCAGGAGGUUCCGCUCCCUGAAGCUCUGGUUUGUGCUGAGGAUGUACGGGGUCAAGGGGCUGCAGGAGCACAUCCGCAAGCAUGUCAGGCUGUCGCAUCAGUUUGAACGCUUAGUCCUUCAGGAUGAAAGGUUUGAGAUCUGUGCUGAGGUUGUCUUGGGACUGGUCUGUUUCCGGCUGAAGGGCUCAAAUGAACUAAAUGAGGCACUUCUUCAAAGCAUAAAUGAUGCCAAGAAGAUCCAUCUGGUCCCGUGCCACCUGAGAGAGAAGUUUGUGCUACGUUUUGCUAUUUGUUCCCGCACAGUGGAAUCCACCCAUGUCAAGUUUGCCUGGCAGCACAUCUCACAGCUGGCAACUGAUCUUCUGAAAACAUGGGAGCAAAACCACCACCAGCAGUAACAGCAAUGAAGUUAAGUGGAGAUGAGGUAAUUAACUGGCUUUCUCUGUGUUGCCAAGUUUUAUUUUAGGUGCAGGUGGGAAAGUCAAACUAUGAAGGAAAAAAAUACAAAACCUGUUGUUAUAUAGCCCAGCUGCAGUAGCAAAAUCCUUGCCAGCAAGUUGUGUUGUAACCUUAGUCAUUCCUUCUCUGUACUGUAGUUUCAUCCUGCUUGUUUCCAGAUGCACAUAGACAAGGAGACUUGAGCUGUCAUUUCUUACCAGUUUGUAGCCAAGAGCAUUUGUUCAACCAAGCAAUGGAAAUGGAAGGGUUGGUGCUCCCUCUGUUGUCCCCAUUCACCUCUAGCAUACCCCCUCCUUUCCUCACAGAUGAAACUGAGAGGUGUUUUAGCCAAUUAAUUUAACAUUACUAUGAGUGCAGAAAGAAUCCAAGUUGGGGAAGUUCAGUAACCUGUUCAGGUUUAAAUAUGUUAAUAUGUUAUAUUAAUAUCUGAAUAGGCAUGCACAAAUGUAGCUGCCAGGAUUUGGGGCACUAUCAUGUCACGACACACUUGCUGCAGUAAUUUUGUAAAUGAACAAAGGACAAAGGACUUCAAGACUUCCUUCACUGAAUAGCCAGACCCAGGGGAAUGAGAACUGACUGAUUACUAAUAAUUCUUCUGGCAGUUUCUCUACUUUCCCCUAAAUGGUUUGCUUGUAAAACACUCAUUUUGUCCAAUACCAGCAAAUAGGUUAUGCUGGCUAUUGGUUUCCAGAUUGAUCAUUCAUAAUGAGGUCCCUGAAAAGCUCCUCCUGAAGAGUCUCGUCAAAAGCCAUGUGCUACCCGGUAUUCUAUAUUUUUAAUCAAGUUAUUAUCAGCAGUGAUUACUUGAAAAUAGUCUGUAAGAUACGUUCUGUGAAACUGACUUGUGAUUUGUUUUUAUGGCUACCAUUUUGAUUACUUCAUUGUGUAAUAAAUCUUUGACAAAAUGUGCUAAGGAAUAUGAUGUCUAAAAUGUUAAGUUUCUCAAAUUAGCUAACAAAUGAGUAAACAAGUGACAAUUAAAAUAGAAAGUAAGAGAACUAACCCCCAAAAUCUGCUGUGGUUCCUCCAUCAGUGGUUUUCUUCCAUUAACAGUGAUGAAUGGAACAUGAAAAUACUGGAAAACCUCUUUCAGAGAAAGUCAAAUCGUAUGUAUUUGACACAAACCAUUGAUAUGUCAUCCUGUCGAAGGUGGGCACAGUAAAGAGCUAAAAUGAAAGUUAGAGGUCAAAGUCAGAACCUUAUCAAUUCAAGAAGUACUUUUGCCAUUUUAAAAGCAAAUUCCAGACAGUUGUUUCUGUGUCAAUAAGAACAACAUAAAUAGCUGCUCCAAGAAAAAUAAUAUGUAGGAUUAAUUCCUACAUUUGUAUUUCAAUCUUCCUUUUAAUGCUCAUAUUAUCUUCUAAAGCCUCUUGAGCAACUUGCACAAUUAUUCAUCUUUCUUCCUUCAUCCCUUUCAAAUAUACUUCCUAUGGUUGGGAAGUUGCAAGUAGACCAGGGAACAUGGAUCAGGACAGUUAAUUUGGCACAUGGUCUGCUUCUACCUCUGUCUUUCCAGAAGACCUUAACAAAUUUGAAUGUGGACCAGGUAGAUUUUUCUGGUGAUUCCUAAUCUCUCACUUCUGGGGUGCAAACUGGGAAGGAUUACUAUUUCCUUAAGGAACUGAUUUCCCUGGUAACAGAUGAAGAAAGGGAUGACCAAUGAUUUUAGUAAAACACAGUAAUAUUUGAGCAGGUGACUGACACAAGACACUAUUGUCAGUUGCAGAAAUUUUGAUAGCAUCAUUCUCUUUAGCAGAACCAAUAUGAAAUCUAGCUUUUCUGUGGUAGCACAAUGCAAUAGACUGGUAGACUGAAGAGACUGAAAAAUGCUGGCAAAUUGUUCCCUUUCUCUGUUAUCAUUUUUUUUAAAACAACAUUAUUCAGAUCUCAUGACCUGGAAAACAAUGUUCAUCCGUAACACAUAUCUUCCACACUGAUACAAUUUUACAACUUUUACAUUAUGAAAAUUCUAGAAUCUUGGAGCCAGAGAAGAAUUACACCUUCUCUGUGAGAGAGACCAGUAUUUUGUAUGUGAAAUAUAUAAGCAGGUCUGUCUGGGGAAAAAAAAAAAAAGGGAGAGAGAUCAGAUUUGGAUCAAAGCUAUCACAGAGUAAAUCCAAGGUAAUUCCACUGAAAUGAAAUGGAGUUGCUUUGGGCUUAGGUGACUAUAAUUGAAAUUAAAAAAUCUGACUAAUAAGUAUUGGAAAAGAAAGGCGUAAGUUAAGGCACCACUAAACUGAACAUAAGAAGAUUCUGCUGGAAAUCUGCUCCAUGGAAACCAGAACACAGACAAAUGAUGUCCACCUGUGUGAGCCUCAAACUGCUGGAAAACUGGGAUGCAGGAAGGAUGCACAUCCAAACCCAGAAGAGGUGAAAUGUCCCCAACAGCCCAGAAUUAGACAUAGAUCCCUUUAGACAUUUGUGGGAAAAUAUUGCCAAAACUGACAUUCAAUUAAACCUUUUUCAGUAUCUGGAUAUCAGUUUUAGAAGUGGCUGUUGUUCAGAUAGCAAAACUCCUCUUGGCGAAGAAUUUAAGAUAAAGGCUAAUUUAAAAUAUAGAUGGAGUAAAACUUAAUUUUUGUUUUCUUUUUUAAAGAAGUGAUGUAAGUGAAUCUUCUAAUAAACAGCAGUGAUGAGACCCAUGGAAUUACAUUUCCCCAUGGCUAGUCCAGUACAGAAACCUGAAGUUCACAGUUCUGGUUUUUUGGAAAUUCUCAGAUGAUUCGAAUAUGUAACUAGUGAAGGCCUUCACAGUAUUGAGUCUCUCAUACCCUCUUUUCCCCAUGUGAUAAUUCCUUCCUAGACUAUUAACAAAAAAGGAAAUCUGGGCUAUGUAAUCAACUCAAGAACAAGCACUGAAAGGAGCAUUUCGAAAGAAGAACAUAACUGGUGUUUCUGUUCUGUAGCUUUGCAAUGUAUCUGUAAGUGAGAAACACUGCAUUUAUUAAUAGUUAAUAUGUUAACCUGGAUUUAUUGUGCCUUGUGUGCAAAAGCUAAUACAGUCUGUGCCGAUGAAUACUGUUUGAUAUUAAAAAUAAUUACAGAAUCCCAGAACUGUACUUUAGUAGAAUAUCCACAUCUCAAGGAAGACUGUGGCUAUUAGAGAAGGAGGGAAAACACCUGACUUUUCAGGAACCUAAAUUUAUUUUUUUUUAAACUAGCAGAGUACAGUACUUACAUUCUUAAUGACAGAUUAUAAAUAUAUUUUAUUGCUGAUGGCAAAAUAUUGAAAAUAUAUGUAUUUAUGAAAGUAUUGGUAAUAUAUUAUACUCUGAACUCCAUUAUAAUUAUUAAAUUUCCAAUUUGUUCUUGCCUUUACAUACAAAAUUCUGCUCAUGGCCAUUUUGUUGUUGUUGUUGUGUUGUUGUCACCAUAUGUGAUGAGUAGCACUCACAUUGAAGUUGCCUUACACCAGCAGUCUAAACCGUGAGAGGUAUAAACCUGAAUUACUCAAAGACAGCAGCAAAUGUGAAAUAAAACUGAGAAUCCUGAAAACUAGGGUGGUUGGUGUUGGGAUAGUUAAAUAACUGUCAAUGGAUAAUAUCUACAUAGCAUAUGUAAAGUUUGUAUGUUCUAAAUGGAAAAAUAAUCAGAAAUUCAAUGCUCUAAUUAUAAUUUGUGAGCUGUCGACUCCCUUUAAAAUCUGUAUCCAAAACCUACUGAAGAGACAUACAGGUUUUAACUGGCAAUAUUAAUAAAUGGAAACAAAACUAA
Messenger RNA from Corvus hawaiiensis (hawaiian crow), 5572 nucleotides. RefSeq names its product dopa decarboxylase (gene DDC). Gene Ontology annotation, molecular function: pyridoxal phosphate binding; aromatic-L-amino-acid decarboxylase activity. The record is from RefSeq and is a predicted model, not a curated record. Lineage: Eukaryota; Metazoa; Chordata; Aves; Passeriformes; Corvidae. The coding region runs from base 340 to 1797 and encodes 485 amino acids. The transcript is spliced from 15 exons. Gene Ontology annotation, biological process: serotonin biosynthetic process; catecholamine metabolic process; amino acid metabolic process.